AUGCUGUCGAGGGCAGCUCGGAUCGCGCGUCUGCAGCCGACUGCGGCGCAGCUCUACCGCUCCGUCGCGACACCAGCCGGGAGACCCCAAUUUCUAGCUUCAUCAUGGAGCAGAACUUUCGCCCAUGACAACAAGCCGAAGGACCCCAUUUCCGGGACGCCUAGUGACCAGCAGAAGCCUGCCGGGUCAACGCCAGGCGAAGCCGAGACCCCAGCUUCGUCGAGUUCCGACUAUCAAGCAGCCUACGAGGAGGCUGCCGAAGCGUCAUCAAAAACCUCUUCGACCCAGACCCCCAAAUCCGACGCCAAGCCAGAUGCCGCCGAUGCGACAGAAGCUCCCGAACCGGCCGCGCCUACAGGCCCUCUGCCCGACCUCACCCAGGGUAUUCCUUCCACCCUAGCCUACGAGAUGUCCGGCGCGACCAACAAGGCGGCUCUCGCUGCCAUGGCCGAGGAAGAUGCCGUCGCUCAGGGUGGUGGCCGCGGCCGUGGAGAGCUUCCCGAUUCGGCAUACGUUUCGUCGACAGACAAGAAGCGCCAGCAAUUUGCAAGUCGCAUGUUCCUCGCUUUCAUCGGCUUCAGCGCCGCCGGUGUAGUCUAUCUCGGACGCAACUGGGAUGACAAGGAAGAGGAGGCUAGGCAUGCCGAGACUGCGCCCAACGGCUGGAGUUUUGGUGCUUGGUGGGCCAGAGUCACUGCUCGCACGGGCGACUUCAUGAACUACUACCAGGAGCCUGCCUUCGAGAAGCUUCUCCCCGACCCUGACCCGUCGUUCGAGCGUCCUUACACCCUGUGUAUCAGCUUGGAGGACAUGCUCGUCCACAGCGAAUGGACUCGCGAGCACGGCUGGAGAGUGGCCAAGCGGCCCGGCGUCGACUACUUCCUGCGAUACCUCAGCCAGUACUAUGAGCUGGUUCUCUUCACCAGCGUUCCCUUCGCCAUUGGCGAGCCCCUCGUCAGGAAGCUCGAUCCCUUCCGCUUCAUCAUGUGGCCCCUCUACCGGGAGGCAACCAAGUACAAGGACGGAGAGGUUGUCAAGGAUCUUUCGUACCUGAACCGUGAUCUGUCCAAGGUCAUCAUUCUCGAUACCAGCGAGAAACAUGUCCAGAACCAGCCCGAGAACGCCAUCGUCCUGCCCAAGUGGACGGGCGACUCGAAGGACAAGGAGCUCGUCAGCCUGAUUCCGUUCCUCGAGUAUAUCCACACGAUGCAGUACGGCGAUGUUCGUAAGGUCCUCAAGUCCUUCGAGGGCAAGCAUAUCCCUACCGAGUUCGCCCGCCGCGAGGCCAUUGCACGAGCCGAGUUUAACAAGCAGGUCGAGGCCAAGAAGAAGAAGGCACCAUCCGGCAUGGGUAUGCUCGGCGGCAUGCUCGGCCUCAAGCCGUCUAACAUGAGUCUGAUGGUGUCCCCUGACGGCGAGCAAAACCCCCAUGAGGCUCUUGCCCAGGGCAAGAUGCUCCAAGAUAUUGCGCGCGAGCGUGGUCAGCGCAACUACGAGUUGCUCGAGAAGGAGAUCCGUGAAAACGGUGAAAAGUGGCUCAAGGAAGAGGCUGCCAUGCAAGAGAAAGCCCAGCAGGAGGCCAUGCAGAACAUGAUGGGUUCCUUCGGCGGGUGGUUCGUCAAGGGUGACGACGCCAACAAGAAGCAGUAA
Messenger RNA from Colletotrichum higginsianum IMI 349063, 1650 nucleotides. Its product is annotated as NLI interacting factor-like phosphatase. The coding region runs from base 1 to 1650 and encodes 549 amino acids. Gene Ontology annotation, molecular function: phosphoprotein phosphatase activity. The transcript is spliced from 2 exons. The record is from RefSeq and is a predicted model, not a curated record. NCBI's taxonomy places the organism in Eukaryota, Fungi, Ascomycota, Sordariomycetes, Glomerellales, Glomerellaceae.